ACCCGUGAAGACAGAGAGGAAUGUGCCCGCUCACCAAAAUUUACCCGUGAAGACAGAGAGGAAUGUGCCCGCUCACCAAAAUUUACCCGAGAAGACAGAGAGGAAUGUGCCCGCUCACCAAAAUAUACCCGUGAAGACAGAGAGGAACGUGCGUUCAAAAAAAAAGACAAAGAGGAACGUGCCCGCUCACCAAAAUUUACCCGUGAAGACAGAGAGGAACGUGUCCGGUCGUCAACAAACUGGCUCGGGUGCUCACCAAAAUUUACCCGUGAAGACAGAGAGGAAUGUGCCCGCUCACCAAAAUUUACCCGUGAAGACAGAGAGGAACGUGCGUUCAAAAAAAAAGACAAAGAGGAACGUGCCCGCUCACCAAAAUUCACCCAUGAAGACAGAGAGGAACGUGCCUGCUCACCAAAAUUUACCCGUGAAGACAGAGAGGAACGUGCGCGGUCAUCAACAAACUGGCUCGGGUCCAACCCAUGUUUCCCCACAUGGACCAGCCCUCGCUCACCAAAAUUUACCCGUGAAGACAAAGAGGAACGUGCCCGGUCAUCAACAAACUGGCUCGGGUCCAACCCAUGUUUCCCCACAUGGACCAGCCCUGCCUUUCCAACAUAAUGGAUUAUUUUAUUUUGUUCCCCUACUUGGACCAGCCCCGCCUCUCCAACACACUGGAGCUAAUAUACAAGGCCAUAAAGGAUCUCAUCAUCCGCUACGUUAUGCUGACCGCAGGCACUCAAACUCCUGUGACAGACGAAAUAGCAAGGACUUGAGUCAUGGGCAAUUGUAUGCUGCACCAAAUGAUGGUCUUGUGGCGGCUGAACAGAGUUCCAGGCGGAAUGUUCGGGGUGGUCGGAAAUGGGUGCGCCGUAAGCGUCAGCAGUCAGAUGGGAAUCAGAAUGGACCUGAACAUGCAGUUGACACAGCCAAAGUAGCAGGUGAGGGUGGUGGAUCCAAUCGUGAACAUGCAUACAAUCUGCACAUGCGUAGACCUCCACCUACAGUCCAAGCCACCACCGAAGUACAAGGUGACAGUAACUCUCAUCAGGGUGGCGGCAAUUCAUAUGACGAGCCCAACCAUAAUCAGAAUCAGAAUCAGACCGAAGCGUGGGUUCCCCGGGAAAGUCAGGGCAGCGGCGGUGACGGCAGUGGGAAACCUCUUCGUAAAGGGAUUAGACGUCGGAGAAGAAGGUAAACAGCGUUGGAACAGGUAUACCUGCUCAGGAAAGCUAAGAGGCAAGACCUGGUUUCUUCGUUAGUUAGCCAAUUUGGUGCACCCCUGCAGUGCUGGAUCGAGCCAUUUCUGGGCAGUGGUCGGCUCUCCCGACAACAGGGUGGUGCAAUAGUUGUGAUCUUAGGUCUUUAAUUUGUUCAUUUCUGUUGUGCCAUGAUCUUGUUAUGUUUUUUGGUCCCUAACAUUUUGGUCCCUAACAUUUUGUCUUUCCAAUUCUUUUAUAUUGUACCUGAACUAAUUGUCAUUAGAGUUCCUUUCACCAU
This is a messenger RNA of Cynara cardunculus var. scolymus (artichoke), 1497 nucleotides long. RefSeq lists its product as uncharacterized. The coding region runs from base 383 to 1195 and encodes 270 amino acids. The record is from RefSeq and is a predicted model, not a curated record. The transcript is spliced from 2 exons. NCBI's taxonomy places the organism in Eukaryota, Viridiplantae, Streptophyta, Magnoliopsida, Asterales, Asteraceae.